Molecule: messenger RNA, 1698 nt
Organism: Racocetra persica
Lineage: Eukaryota; Fungi; Glomeromycota; Glomeromycetes; Diversisporales; Gigasporaceae
Source: the annotation of a GenBank genome assembly
GAUAAACUACUUCGUUGGGAGCAAGCAAAACCAUAUGCUGACCAUAUUCGUAAUCAAGGAAUCAACCAAUUUUUAUCAAUGUAUAAUAAAGCAAAAGAUAGGAAAAAUGAUAGUUUAUUGUGGGGUGACGAGAUUGAAUAUAUGGUAAUUGCGUAUGAUGAUGGAAACAAGAACGUAAAGUUAUCAUUAAGAGCUCAAGAUAUUUUACAAGAAUUGCAAAAAGAAGUAGAGGAAACAUUGAGAAAAGGUGAAGUAGUUGAUGCAUUAUGGCAUCCCGAAUAUGGAGCGUAUAUGAUCGAAGGAAUACCUGGUAUUCCUUACGGAAGUUCUUUAAGAAGUUUGACUCUGGUUGAACAAAAUAUGAAACUUAGAAGAGAAAUUGCAUCCAAAUAUUUAAACCCAAAUGAAAGUUUAGUUACUUUAGUCGGUUUCCCACGUCUCGGUUGCUCAGGUCAAUUCUUAGAUCCUCAUCAUGAGCCAUUUGGACCUGAGUCAAGAAGUUUAUUUGUGCCGGAUGAAGCCAUAAAUUCACAUGCUAAAUUUCGAGCAGUGAAUGUUGGUCUUGAAAGUCGUCGAGGAUCGAAGGUCGCUCUCAAUGUUCCGAUUUUUCAUGACAAAAAGAGUCAGAAUUUAUUUAUUAACUGUGAAGAAGCUUUACCGGAUCAUAUAUAUAUGGAUGCGUCAGUUUAUGGGGGCUAUUUGUCUGACAUAGAUUGUAGAUGGACUGUACUUGCAGAAAGUGCUGAUGAUCGUACAAAAGAAGAACGGGUAAAACCUGUUCCAAAAUUUAAUCCAACACUAACUGUAACCUAUGCUUGUCUUUCAUCAAAGCCUCUUAAGAAUGAUCGAUUCUUAAUAAAUAAGUCACGUUAUGAUUCGAUAGCUUAUUAUAUAUCAACCGAUAAGGCUCUAAAGACGGAGUAUAAUGAUCUAAAUUCUGCGUAUGAUCCAAAUAUUUAUAAAAAACUAACAGAUAAUGGGGUUGAUGAUCUUUUGGCACGUCAUAUAUCUUAUUUAUUCAUCCGUGAUCCUCUUUUUGUUUUUGAGGGAUCGUUAAAUCAAGAUAACGAAUCGUCCACAGAACACUUUGAGGUUAACCUUAAUUCAACAAACUGGCAAUCAGUACGUUUCAAACCUCCUCCACCAAAUUCGAAUAUUGGAUGGAGGGUAGAAUUUCGCUGCAUGGAAAUUCAGACAACUGAUUUUGAAAAUGCUGCAUUCGUGGAUGAAAAUAUAAUGGUUGCUUGUAAGAGAGAUGCAUUAAAUGCUGAAAAAUUUUGGUUCAGAAAGAGUGCAUUUGCAAAUAGUGAUGGAAUUGGAGUUGACUUUACUAAUUAUUCUAAUUAUUUAAAUCUCCCUGUCUAUAAAGAUGAAUUUGAAAAAAUGACCAUUAAUGAAAUUAUAAAUGGCAAUAAAGAUAAUAAAUUUCCAGGGUUAAUUAAGAUGAUGCUUCAAUAUCUUGAAUCAGUAAAUAUUGAUGUUGAAACAAGAUAUCAGUUGGAAAAGUAUCUUGAGUUUGUUGGCAUGCGUGCUAGCAAAAUUCAGACUACAGCGACAUGGAUAAGAAAUUUCGUGCGAUCCCAUCCAAAUUAUAAUCAUGAUUCAAUAGUAUCUCAAGAAAUUAAUUAUGAUCUUAUAAAAACGAUAGAAAAGAUACAAAAAGGUCAAAUUAAGAUGCCUGAAUUAUUGGGGGCCUGA